AUGGACAACUCCAAUCCUACCGUGACGGCUUCUGCUGCAGAAGGUGCAGAGGUUACCUCAAUUGUUAGGGGACUGGGAGCAUCUCAUUCCCAGUUGCAAAGUCAGAUGUUGCUAGGCUACAACCCGGACUUGGACGGUUUUGGUGAGACGAUGGGCCCGGACAACCAAACUCACCAGUCGCAAUCGAUAGACAAUGCCAGUUCGACGAAGGAUUGGUACGACAAAUUCGAGGGUUUGGCUCAUGACUUUGGACAUGCGUACCUGAGCCGCAAACAGCGCAAUAUUGCUCGCAAGUUUUCGCGCAAAACGUUCUUGUAUACUCGCAAUAUUCGGCGUGGAAAGUUAAUAUCCGAAGAUGGCCUAACGAAGGAGCAGAGAUGGGCAAAGCUGAUGGUGGCCCCAGAGUCAUCAUUCACAGCAAAUACCGAGACCCAGACCCAGGAACAGCGUCCAACAUCCCCGACCAUCGUUUCUUGGGCCUGCGAUAUUUGUGACCCGCCGCUUAGAGUCAAGAUCAACCGGCCAGGCGAAGCAUCGAGAUGUCCUAGAGGUUGCCAGCGACCACCUCAUAGACAAUUGACGUCCGAAACGAGAGAUAAAAUCUAUCCUCCUGCACCUGGUAGUUGGCGGCCUAUCUCACCAAUUGCACCUAGGCGGAAAACAAGUGAGAAGGUUCCAUUGGAAAGUGAUCUGGCUAGCGAUCUCAGCAUGGCCAUAAAGCUACCCCUGCCAAUACAGACUCGACAGGAGGUUGCUAAGCUCGAAGAAGAAUCGACGAGUGAGAGACCUGUCGACCAAAAUGUUUGCACAGUGAAUUCAAAGGCAAAGAGCGAUGAACUCCCUGUGCUUGACGAGCAUAAGGCCGAGAACAGGGCUCAAACAGAUGGAGAACCUGCCGUAGUCCCUCCUGCGAUCCAAGGGGCGGCAAAAAUCACCUUCUCGUUGACGGUACCAGAAAAGCCUAGGCAGAAAAGAACACUCAGUUCUCCCUCGGCCCUCGCCUCCUACUUUGGUCCCCCGAGGAAGAAGCUCGACACGCGCACAUCAUCUGACAAACUCGCCGACGCGAGUGUCCCCAUUCUUGUUCGCAAUACAUCCACUGGCUAUCCAAGUAUCUGCUCAGAUUCCAUAAGAAGUUCGGAUUGUUAUAUGACGAACGCGGUUAAGACGGAGACGAAUGCAACGAAAACCGAGACAAAUGCGGUUAAGACUGAGACGAAUGCGUGUUCUCCAAGUAGACAGCCGUGGUUCCAGUCUUCGAGGGCUCAGCAAGGCGGCGAAGAGCGGCGGCCGAGCGUGUUGAGACGGUGUUCCGAUUUUGCGAGAAGGUUGUUUAGGAAGGAGCGAAGGGAGAGUGGUGUGGAUGUUGCCAUGGACGUACCCAUGGACAAUGACAUACCGGUAUUCGAAUCUCGACCGGAAUCACCACCCCCUCCAACAACCCUCCCUGAAGUCCCAACAACGGAAGUAGUUGACCAGCUCCGGGAAGCGCUUGUGAAAGUAGAGACGCUUCAGCCCCCUCUACGCUGUACGCAGCCGAGUGUGGUCCACUCGUCGACCACUCAAACCCCUGGCUCUAUGACACUUCCUGAGACGACACGAGCGGGGGAGAGAACGGGGAAGCCGAGGGUUUGGAGGAAGAUUUUGGGGAGAAAGGAGAAGGUGUAG
Messenger RNA from Glarea lozoyensis ATCC 20868, 1668 nucleotides. RefSeq lists its product as uncharacterized. The transcript has 2 exons. NCBI's taxonomy places the organism in Eukaryota, Fungi, Ascomycota, Leotiomycetes, Helotiales, Helotiaceae. The record is from RefSeq and is a predicted model, not a curated record. The coding region runs from base 1 to 1668 and encodes 555 amino acids.